AUGUUGAUACUACUAUUUUUCACCAUAAUUCCAACCGUCUCCUCGCUUACCUGUUACAAUGGUGGAAGGCUGCUUCGCACAUCAGCAGUUGGCGAAUCUGUCGAAGAAUGCCCGUCAAGUGCUUAUUGCUACAAUAUGACAGCAAACGUCGCCUUCAUCGUAGAUGCUGUGAAAGCCGGCUGCUCUACUUGGAGAUGUCUGCUGGCACGAGACACAUGCAUUAGCACCACUUUCCAAAUGAUUCCGGUAAGUUUAUGCUGCUGCAGUCAGGACCGUUGCAACGUUGCCGGAAAUCCAGCAUAUAAUAGCAUCACUGGAGGAAACGCUGGAGGGUUUGGUGUAAAUGGAGGAGACAGAAGCAGUACUGGUGGAAACGCAGUAGGAGGGGAUAACGGAGGAGCCACUCAGGAUGGUUACGGUGAUGGUAAUAACAAUUAUAAUGGAUGGGGCAACAAUAACGAGGAGCAAGCUGAAGCACCGAAAAAGGGAUGGUUUGGAGGCCUAUUCGGAAAGCCUGACGAAGGCACUCCACAUCAUUCGCCUUCCGGUUCCGCCUCAGGUGGCAAGUGGGAUCCAAAAGAAAUUGAGAGCAAGUUCAAAAGUUUCGACAUUGAUCACCGUGGAGAAGAUACCGGAGGAGAAGAAGUCUUUGAAAAGAUAGAUGUACGUCAUACGACUAUACCACCAAAAGGACUUCCUGCAAACGCACGAGCAUUAAGCAACUCAAAUGAGCGACAUGGAAGCGGAAUACCCGGAAAAGAAGUUGAACUCGGCGUUUGA
This is a messenger RNA of Cylicocyclus nassatus, 780 nucleotides long. The record is from the annotation of a GenBank genome assembly. Lineage: Eukaryota; Metazoa; Nematoda; Chromadorea; Rhabditida; Strongylidae.